AUUAAACUGUGAAGAAAGGUAAAGUGAAUCGCCGAGAAAGCCUGAGGAUCUAGGGUUCAUCGCUAGGGUUUCCGGCAUCUUCCCCGCGCCACCCCCUUAAACUCUCUGCGAUUUUGCGCAUGGAUAUAACGAACACGCAUUUCGUAUCGAUUAUCGGUUGGAUCGAAACCAGAUGAACUUUAAGACAUUGAAUAUAUAAAUCGAUAUAUUCUGGGAUUGGUUGUAGUUAAAAGUUUGUGUGUGUUUGAGAAUCCGGUCAAUCGAAUCGGUUAAGUUGAAUUUUUGUUUAAAAUGCGAAGACCGCUGAAUCCAAAAAGGGUUUCUUUUGCCUCGGAUGUAAAUCUUUGUCAGGUUAGGUUGUUCUUAUCUGAAGAUUCUCCUUCACAAGUUGGUUUUAGUGGUCAAGAUCACCUCCAGGCAAAGCCAUCUCAUGCAAGUGGAAUCACAUCUGAUGAUAAUUUACCUCCAGGUUUCGAAGGAGCACAGGCUUCGAACCUUUGGAGAACUAAGCUUUUUCAAAUACCUGUCAUCAAAUGGGAAUAUCCUCCAAGAUUCAAAUUGGAAGCUAACUGGCGAGUGGUUUCUGGCGAGGAGAGCCAAGAGCGGGAAGUUCAAAAGCAACGAGAGAUGAGAGUGCUUGAAGCAAUAUAUCCUCGCCCAUCUGCGAUUCCCCUCAACCCUUCAGCAACAGCAGAACACACUGUUGUCCACACUGAUAAUCAACACACACCUCUGAUUCCCAUCACAUCUAUCGAAGAAGACGAUGCCGCUGACACAAUAUUAUUGCAGCAUGAUGCGCCCGCUGCCGUGGGUCCCAAUCCCACCAAUCUGACCCCUCCGUUAAUGGAGGGCCCCGAAGGAGCUACCGUGCCUUCCCAUUCAACCACCACUGCUGGAGCAUCCUCUUCUUCUUCUUCUUCUUCUGGUAGCAGCUUGGAACCCGACGACAGUUUAACGGUUGCGCUAGCUGCCUUGAGCUCGAUAAUGGCAAACGACCAUGGAAAUCUCAUUGACUCUGAACUCCUCGUCAAAAUUCUAAGUGACCCUCAAAUUAUAGGGCAAUUAGUUACCCAUCAAGGAGGAGGGAGCAACUUGCCAGCCAUGAGAAGUAGUAAUGUACAACACAGUGGACCUGCGAAUGUGGGGCCGCCGGGCUUUAGCUUCUCAAAUCCAACAACACCGCUGCCCAUUACAAGUGGACCUAUCAACCUCCCUCCCCCUCCUCCUGUGCCUAGGAUGGUGGGACCGACCCCCAGCGCGAUACAAUCAACUUCAUCACCCUCUUCCUCUUCCAAGGACAUGAACUAUUAUAAAAGCCUUAUUCAGCAACAUGGAGGGGAAAGACAAGACACCCUACCACCGCCACCACCACGGCCUGGACGGGGAAAUCAACAUAUAGAUUCUUCUCCGGUUCAGGAACCACCACUGCCGCCACGACAGUUAUACAACACCGGAUGGGGAAGUCAACACAUUGAUUCUUCUCCGGUUCAAGAACCACCACCGCCAAUUGUUAGUUCCAGAUCAUCAAGAGAUCCUAAUAAACCAAAGAUAAUGAAGCCCUGCAUGUUUUUCAACAGCCAGAGAGGGUGCCGGCACGGGGUGAAGUGCGCUUUUUUGCAUGAUUCCCCUGCGCCACCGCCACCCUCCCAGCGGAGGGUAAGUGGUUUUCCGGACGUCCAAAGCACAAAGAGAAUGAAAAUGGAUAGGGAGAUUACCGGAACUUAAAUCCUGGCUUUGUACAUCCUGGCUUUGUUUUUUUAGUUUACUAUUUAUUAACUAGCUUUUCCAGCUUCUCUUAUAUUAUACUCUACUAGGAUGAACAUAUAUGUAUUGCUGAGUUGCUGGCCGAUCUUUUUUUGGUAUGAUUUUAGUUUGAGACUUUUCUUGUUGUGUUCAUUUUUUAUGUGGCAAUGGAAUUUGAUUAUCAUUGAUCAAGAAGCAACGGAAUGUGUUGAAAAACUAACAGGAUUGAAUUGAUAUGAAUCCUGAUAACCUCAUUU
Messenger RNA from Cuscuta campestris, 2000 nucleotides. NCBI's taxonomy places the organism in Eukaryota, Viridiplantae, Streptophyta, Magnoliopsida, Solanales, Convolvulaceae. The record is from the annotation of a GenBank genome assembly.